GCAGUGGUCACCGUUGGUAGCCCUCGGAGGGAAAGCUGUUAACCUGCGUGGUCACCAACAUGUCUAAAGGAGACGGUUCCCUGAUUGGAGGCAGAGAGAAAGGAGAGGAGCAGGUUGGAAGCCUGGCUUGGCGGCACCUGGUGAAGCAGGGGGAGGAGGAGGUGUUGAAGAAGGAGGAGGAGGAGGAGGAGGAGGAGGAGGGCCAGGACUGCUGCUUGGAGGACUUGAGCGGGCACCCCGACCUCCUGGAGCUGGCGGUGGACCGAGAGAAGUGCCGCAGCAUCCGCAGGCAGUACCGGCAGCUCAUCUACAGUGUGCAGCAGAACCGCGAGGACAUCGUGAACACAGCCAGCGACUCGCUGACCGAGGCCCUGGAGGAAGCCAACGUGCUCUUUGAUGGCGUGAGCAGAACCAGAGAGGCGGCCCUCGACGCCCAGUUCCUGGUUCUGGCUUCGGAUCUGGGUAAAGAGAAAGCGAAGCAGUUAAACUUAGACAUGAGCUUUUUUAAUCCAGUCGCGUUCUGUGACUUGCUGCUGGUCUUUGUGGGCCUGAACUGGGUGGAGGACCAGCGUGAGGAGUUGAGCGACGACUGCAUAGCGCUCUCCUUCUGGGGGAUGGUGCAGAAGGAGGCGGCGUCCUGGAUGCUGCGGGCUGAAACAUUCCACUUCGUUUACGGCUCAUUUAAGGCAGAACGUUCCGCACGAAAGCCCCGGCUUGAACAUCACAAGAGAGCUUGCAAAAUGGAAGGGAAUGGCGAUAUGCCUACGAAGUUGAGGAAGCUGGACGUGCAUGCCAACCAGGAGACGACAGAAAAGGAAGUAGAAAGAAUCUUGGGAUUGCUGCAAACCUACUUUCAAAAGUACCCCGAUACUCCGGUGUCCUACUUCGAGUUUGUAAUCGACCCGAACUCGUUCUCCCGCACCGUGGAGAACAUCUUCUACGUGUCUUUUAUCAUCCGGGAUGGCUUCGCGAGAAUCCGGCUUGACCAAGACAGGCUGCCCAUCCUGGAGCCCACUAACGUCAGCCAGGGGGAGGAAGAAAGUGACUACUGCUCUUUCGGCAGGAAACAAGGAGUUAUAUCUUUGAGUUUACAGGACUGGAAAAAUAUUGUCAACACUUUUGAAAUUUCAGAGGCCAUGAUCAAAAACCCAUAUUAAAAGAUUUUUGUUUGUGGUGCUGACUCCAUCUUGUAUUGACGCCCUCAGAAUAGAACCUGAACAGAAGCAUGUGCCCUAGUAAACUAUUUUCAAGAACAAGUCAGUUGCCUACUGUGCAGUGUAUUUUUCUUGAUAAGGCUGUAAUCUUAUGGGAAGUUUUUCAUAUCCACACGAUACUUUUAGUAAGCUCUUGAGUUUCUUGGAAGGUAUUAGCCGACGUGCUAAAAACAAAACUGGUCUCCUACUGAACUGCUUUCUCUGUCCUGGUGAACCCAGGGUCCUGUAAGGGGGGGCCGGAGGGGGCUUUUUAUCAAGCGGGGAAAGGGUGAGAAAAAAGGACCAGAAAAAAAAUCAGUGUGAGUCAGUGGUUGGGCAGUGUUGAGACUAAAAAACAUAGGUGACGUGCUUCCUUUCAGGAAGUAGAUCGCUAUAUUCCAGUUUCUUUUCUGAAUGACCUUAAUAAGAAAAUGUGUGUGUGUGUGGUGUGUGGUGUGCGCGCGUGUGCAUAUGCAUUCAUGCAUAGGCAGGCGUGCUGUUAGACUCAAGCAACCAAGGCA
This is a messenger RNA of Microtus ochrogaster (prairie vole), 1714 nucleotides long. It is a transcript of the gene Eid3, whose product is annotated as EP300 interacting inhibitor of differentiation 3. Gene Ontology annotation, cellular component: Smc5-Smc6 complex; nucleus. The record is from RefSeq and is a predicted model, not a curated record. Gene Ontology annotation, biological process: DNA repair. Lineage: Eukaryota; Metazoa; Chordata; Mammalia; Rodentia; Cricetidae.